Molecule: messenger RNA, 1706 nt
Organism: Tetranychus urticae (two-spotted spider mite)
Lineage: Eukaryota; Metazoa; Arthropoda; Arachnida; Trombidiformes; Tetranychidae
Product: cytochrome P450 2J6-like
Biological process (GO): xenobiotic metabolic process
Cellular component (GO): intracellular membrane-bounded organelle; cytoplasm
Molecular function (GO): iron ion binding; oxidoreductase activity, acting on paired donors, with incorporation or reduction of molecular oxygen, reduced flavin or flavoprotein as one donor, and incorporation of one atom of oxygen; heme binding
Source: RefSeq, a predicted model, not a curated record
CCUGAUACGAGAAACAAUUAGAAUCAUUAGAGUUACGUUUGCCUCUGACAAGCUAAAAUGUAUUUCACUGUUUUUAACGUAAAUCUGUUUUUAAUUCAAUUUCUUUAUGGAUUAGUGAUCUUAUUCUUGGUCAAUUAUGUCAUCAAAUUUGUUAUAAAAGUCUGUAAACUGCCUUCUGGACCAUGGGGAUUACCAUUUGUUGGAUACUUACCUUUCAUUAGACAAGAUGCGUACAAUCACAUGACCGAGUUGGCUGAAAAAUAUGGACCAGUUUUCAGUCUAAAGUGUGGUCAGUUUGACGUUGUUGUCAUCAAUCAAUGGAAGUUCAUUAAAGAAGCUUUGGCAAAUGAACACUUGCUUGGUCGACCUAAAGAGAUUUCAUUACCAGGCAUAAUUGAACAAAGCUCAUUUGCCGAAAUGUCAGGUGAACGUUGGAAGGAACAGAGAAGAAUAGCUUUAACUACACUUCGAGAUGUUGGUUUAGGAAAAAGUGCAAUGGAAGAUUCGAUUAGAGACGAAAUUAAAUCAUUCACUGAAGUAAUAAAAUCUUUCGAAGGCGAAUCAAUAUCAAUAUCUGAUAAACUAUCCUUGAGUGUAUCAAACCAUAUAUCAACACUCCUAUUUGGGCGAAAAUAUGCUCAUGAUGAGCCUCUUUCACAGGUUAUGGCAAAGCUGCUCGCCCAAUCAGAUAUGAUGAAAUAUUUUAAUGUUGUCACAUUUAUGCCGGCCAUUGCGAGGUUUGUAAUCAAAUUAAACCUUAUCGAUAUGGCAGAAACUUUUUCAAUCUUCAAAAAGUUGGAAUCUCAUAUUGGUGAUGAGGUUAAUGAACACCGAAAGAAAAAUGCUGAUUGUAAUGAGAUGAAAGACUACAUUGAUGGGUUCCUCGGUGAAAUGUCCAAAAGACAAAACGAAAAGAAUUCAACUUUCAAUUUAAAAACUUUACAACGAAAUGCAAUUUUGUUUUACGGCGCUGGAUCGGACACGAUAUCAAGUACAUUUAAAUGGAUCAUGUUAUAUCUAGUCAAGCAUCCUGAAUACCAGAAAAGGAUACGCGAUGAAAUCAAACAGACUAUUGGAUUAAAUAGACAACCUGAAAAUGUGGAUCGAAAAGAAAUGCCUUUCACAAUGGCCUUCAUUUACGAAGCUUUGCGACACUCUUCAUUAGUCCCACUCAAUUCACCAAGAAGAGCAACUGAAGAUACCAAACUUGGAGGCUAUUCAAUACCUAAAGACAGUCUUGUGAUAUUCAACUUCUGGUCAGUUCAUCGUGAUCCAAAUUUAUGGGAUAAUCCUGAGCUAUUUAAUCCCGAACGAUUUCUUAAUGAGGAUAAAUCUAAAGCCAUUAAACCACCUUAUUUGGUUGCAUUCAGUGGCGGAAAAAGAGUUUGUCCUGGAGAAAGUUUUGCUUAUCUUCAAUUAUUCUUGUAUCUUGUUUCCUUUGUACAACAAUUUGAGAUCUCAGCUGAAUUGGUCGAAGAUAUUUCCUUAGAAAAAGUUCAUAAACACGCUUUACGAAAAAAAGAUGUACCCAACUUGAUGUUCAAAAGUGUUGAUUAAAUCGUUUACCAAUUCGCUACUUUUCAAGUUGAUAUUGAAUUCAAUUCCUGUAUAAAUCUUAUUAUAUGAUUGUAUGUUUCAUAAUAUUGAUGUUAUCCGUUCGUAUUCAUUGAAAUCUUUCAACUAAAUUAGAAUGAAUUUCCCUCAAA